AGAAUUGCUGUGGAAUACCAACUAAAAACAUUAGGCGAGCGUGCGAAAAAAUCUUGUUUACUUUGUGCUAAAAUUACUUUUUGGAGGAAAAAUUGCCAAAUUCUUUUCUUCUAAUAAGUUCUAGUGAUUGUUCUGUGGUGGAAUAAUGUCGUUCUUCAAUAAUACAAGUACAUUGGGUACAAGCACUCCGGCAAAACCCAGUGGUUUUGGGAAUUUCACCUUUGGCGCACCAACAUCCACGCAGCAACCAUUUGGUCAGACUCCGGCUUUUGGGGCACCUUCCAGUGCCCCAUCAUUCAAUUUUGCCGCUCCAACGACUUCUGCUCCCGCCCUCGGUGGCUUUGGGAGUUUUGGCACAGCUACAACGUCCGCGGCACCGUCUUUUGGGGGCUUCGGCACGACAACAACGUCAGCUCCGUCAUUUGGUGGCUUCGGGACAACAGCCACGACGAAUGCUGCUCCUGCUUUUGGGGGUUUUGGCACGUCAGGAGGAUUUGGGGGCUUCGGUACGACGGCCACAACGUCAUCAGCUCCCACAUUUUCCGGCUUUGGCCAGACAACUCAGCAGCAGACGGGAUUCGGUGGCUUUGGAACGUCUUUUGGGGGAUUCGGGCAGCAGAAACCCGCCACAACGGCAUUUGGAGGAUAUUCUGGAUUUGGGGCAGCACAGCAGCAACAACAGCAGCCUCAACUAACCCCCGAUGAGGCCUUCACGCAUUGCAUCUUCAAGGUUUCUUUCUUUGGCGAUGAACGUGACACAACAAUUGCUCGUUGGAACUAUUUGCAAGCAAUGUGGGGCACUGGGAAGGCCUACUACUCCCAGUUAGCACCACCCGUUGAUAUUACACCCCAGAACUAUUUGUGCCGCUUCAAGGCCAUGAGCUACAACAAAAUUCCCGGAAAGGACAACAAAAUGGGGCACGUUGGUUUGAUCUUUAACAAACCCGUCGCACAGAUCAAGGAUUUGCAACUGCAAUUGGUACCAACACUCAAUCAAAUGCUCGGUGGAAAUCCCAAUUUAUCCAUCAACAUUGAUCACGUGAGGGGGUUGAAUGAUGAAAAGAGUCAGGUGACGAUUUUUGUGGAGGAAAAAUCCCCAACAACAAAUGAAGUGAAGCGAAUCACAGCCACAGAUCUCUGUGCAUACCUCAAUCAACCAAUGACAAAGGGGCAACUUAAUAAUUUUGCCAUUGAUCAGAUUGUUGCUCAAAUUCACCCAGAUGAGGAUCAACUGAAGGAGUAUCUGAUGAAUCCACCCAAAGGCAUUGACCCACGAAUGUGGCGUCAGGCGAUUGAGGACAAUCCCGAUCCGUCAAAACUCAUUCCAGUCCCCGUGAUUGGCUUCCAUGAGCUGAAAUGGCGAACAAAGUGCCAGGAGAGUGAGACAGAGAUGCACAAUCAGUACUUGGCGAAGGUCUCGCGGGAUUUGGAGAAUCUCAAGCAGCGCUACACGAGUUCCACGGCAAAGAUUAUGGAGUAUCGAAGGAAAUUUUCCGAACUAAGCCAUAGGAUUCUCAAGAUAAUUGUAAAGCAGGAGAUCACACGGAAGAUGGGUGUUGCCAUGUCGCCCGAAGAGGAGAUCCUAAGGAGUAAAUUGGAGAGCAUGCAGGCUCUCGUUUCAGCCCCAACACAGUUCAAGGGGCGCCUCAGUGAACUCCUUUCGCAGAUGCGAAUGCAGCGUGAUCAGUGGAGUCACACAGGGGGUGGCAAUGAGUACAAGCUCGAUAAGGAUUCAACGGAUGAAAUGCAAACCUUCCUUGCGAUGCAACAGAAAGCCAUGGCCCUACUCAUUGAGACAAUGAAUAAGGAUAUCAGAGCGCUGAAACUCAUAUCCGAUGGGGCAAAUCAGCUAAUGAGAGGAUAAACGCCAUUUAUUCUAAAAAUAAAACUUUUUUUUGAUAUUUUGUAAAAGAAAUAAAUUGAAUGAAAUAAAAAUGGAAAAGAAGUUU
This is a messenger RNA of Lutzomyia longipalpis, 1949 nucleotides long. RefSeq names its product probable nucleoporin Nup54 (gene Nup54). The record is from RefSeq and is a predicted model, not a curated record. The transcript is spliced from 4 exons. Gene Ontology annotation, biological process: protein localization to nuclear inner membrane; nuclear pore organization; NLS-bearing protein import into nucleus. Gene Ontology annotation, molecular function: structural constituent of nuclear pore. The coding region runs from base 146 to 1864 and encodes 572 amino acids. Lineage: Eukaryota; Metazoa; Arthropoda; Insecta; Diptera; Psychodidae. Gene Ontology annotation, cellular component: nuclear pore central transport channel; nuclear pore.